CCUCCGCCUCCACAUCACAUCACGACACAUCAUUACAUCGCAUAGCGUAGCAUCGGCAUCGGCAUCACUACCUUACUUCGACGCAAGCGUUUCUUAACCCACACCAAGUGCUGGCGUGGCGUACCAUACAUACAUACAUAACAUCAUACAAUUCAUAGCAUAGCUUCUCUGGCGUACACGGGAUGGAUCAAUCGGGUAUACCUCUUGCUUUGUUUGUUUUCAUCGUAUUUGCUUCUUUUGCGCGGUUGAACAGAACAUGAGAGUGGAUUUGAUUUUUAGCGAUGGAUGAUGGCAAAGGGGGAUGCAUGCAUGCAUGGUUUUUAUGUGGAUAUGAGAUGAUUCGGACAAGACAGAUUGGAAUUGUUAGCUAUGGUAUUAUACGAUGCUCUUGCUUCAUCGCCACUGCUUGCUUGUGGCUUGCAGAACUAGCCUUAGCCUUAGCUUUAGGCUUAGAUGAGGAUGAAUGAAUAGAUAUAUGAUAUGACUCCCUCGCC
Amorphotheca resinae ATCC 22711 is the source of this 494-nucleotide messenger RNA. RefSeq lists its product as hypothetical. The record is from RefSeq and is a predicted model, not a curated record. The transcript has a single exon. NCBI's taxonomy places the organism in Eukaryota, Fungi, Ascomycota, Leotiomycetes, Helotiales, Amorphothecaceae. The annotation marks the transcript as partial.